AAAUUACAUCUUGCAAUUUAUCACAUGUCAGAUUGACAAUUAUUAAAAGAAUCAUCAAAAUUUAGUCGGUUUUACUCAUCAAUGCCUCUAUGACAAAUCAUAAUUUGAUUGCCUUUUUGCAGCAAUUUCAAGGGGAAUUACAGACUGCCAUAGACUUUUUUACGACAUACGUCAAACAGUGUCAAUCGAGUAAAGCGAUAUCAAUAAACUACAGCUACACUGGAAGGUUAUCGGAUGAAUGGAGUGGAAGAAAAAUUAGUGUUUCCACACAGCAGGAGUGCGAUGCUCCCAAUUAUUAUUACGGUGACUUACGUGUCAUGUCACGAUUAUUCUCUUCAAAGAAUAAAAAAAGCAAAUCAUCUUCCACUUCUGCUGGAAAGAGCGAUGCAAUAUUUACGAGCAAUGUUGAUACAAACACAAAAUUGACGGCAAAGGAAGAUGUGGCAACCACAGUUCAGGCGGAAGUUCAACAUGAUGAAACUCAGUAUCAUUCCGAUUCGGCAGUACUAAAUAUCGAAUCACUAAUUAAUAAUUAUAAAAGAAACAUCCCUACCUUAGAUAAAAGGCGAAAUAAACCAUUAAUCCCAGAUAAGUUUGCUGAACAUCAGCCGGUUACAUAUAUGGAUUAUUGUGUACAGGGUUUGUACUUGAACCGAAAAUGUACGGAAGUUUCGCAGGUCUCUUCUCCAAUAUCUGAUGCAAACUUAUCGUUUAAUUAUGAUUUAUGCAAUGGCAUUGGUGUAGAUACUACUCUUUAG
Photinus pyralis (common eastern firefly) is the source of this 758-nucleotide messenger RNA. RefSeq lists its product as uncharacterized. Bases 90 to 758 code for a protein of 222 amino acids. The transcript has 2 exons. The record is from RefSeq and is a predicted model, not a curated record. NCBI's taxonomy places the organism in Eukaryota, Metazoa, Arthropoda, Insecta, Coleoptera, Lampyridae.